GUUUUCCUGUGAUAAAUCUUUAGAAUUAAAAACACACAUUGUACAAUAUUAAUAUAUGCAACAAAGCGCCAUGAUUGAAAGUUAUGUCCAAGAAAACAACAUGGUUGUGUUUGUUUGGGGCACACCUACACCUCCAUCGGAUAUGGCAGAAAUUGUUGAGUCGAUAAAAAAAUUAGUUGGAAGUAAUGGACAAGUUAAGGUUGAAAAUGCAACCAUGCUUGUAAAAUCGGGACAUGGCAAUUCAUCUUUUGAUGUUGUGAUCUCUGGCACUGACCAAUCACCCUUCACCCACACAAAUGAUUUGCUUGCUGAAAUGUUGAGAAUAUUAAAACCAACUGGUCAACUUGCAAUCAACGAAUCAAAAGGUGAAAGGUCAGCAGAUAAACUUAAGUCUGUGUUAACUCUUGCUGGAUUUACAAAAAUUAUGCAGGUAGAAAAUAAAUCGGACAAUGUGAUUGAAAUGACAUGCCAGAAACCAAACUUUGAAGUUGGGAAGUCAUCAAAAUUGCCAUUAUCGUUUUCUAAAAAAAGUACAAAUCCUGAUGUUGCAAAAGUUUGGACGUUAUCCUUAGAUGAUAUGAACGAUGAUGAUGUGGAUCUAAUUGAUUCCGAUGCAUUACUGGAUGCAAAUGAUUUAAAGCGACCUGAUCUGACAGGAAUUAAAACCGACUGUGGUACAAGUAAAGGUGGAAAAAGGAAGGCUUGCAAAGGAUGUACUUGUGGGUUAAAAGAAGAGCUGGAAACUGGUGUGCAAGCUCCAGUACAACAAAAGUCAGCUUGUGGAAGUUGUAACUUGGGUGAUGCAUUCAGAUGUGCAAGCUGUCCAUAUCUUGGAAUGCCUCCAUUUAAGCCGGGUGAACAAGUCACAUUGUCGUCUCGCCAGUUAAAUCCUGACAUUCAAACAUGAUUAUGAUUUGUCAUAAAGGUCCUGUUGCAUUGUGGGGUUCAGACUUGAUAAUUGUGAGUUAUAGAACGAAAAAACUUGCAAUGUGGCUGCUAAUUAUAAAAAUAGCUAUAUUGGAUGAAGCUGAAUGCUCACACUAGAACAUUUUUCCAAACAAAUUAAAGAUUGUAGCAACUAUGUAAACUUUUAUUGGUGUUGUUCAUGUAUUGACCACUUAGUAGUUAUUAUAAUUUUAAUUUCUAUAUCAAAAUUAUAAAUUAUUUGGGUUGUUUUCCUAUUUAGUGUAUUGGUGUGAUCUGUGUUAUUUGCUUUGAUCUCAA
Messenger RNA from Hydractinia symbiolongicarpus, 1224 nucleotides. RefSeq names its product anamorsin homolog. The transcript has 10 exons. Gene Ontology annotation, molecular function: iron-sulfur cluster binding. Gene Ontology annotation, cellular component: cytoplasm. The record is from RefSeq and is a predicted model, not a curated record. Gene Ontology annotation, biological process: iron-sulfur cluster assembly. The coding region runs from base 56 to 907 and encodes 283 amino acids. NCBI's taxonomy places the organism in Eukaryota, Metazoa, Cnidaria, Hydrozoa, Anthoathecata, Hydractiniidae.